Messenger RNA from Suillus paluster, 525 nucleotides. RefSeq lists its product as uncharacterized. The transcript has 4 exons. NCBI's taxonomy places the organism in Eukaryota, Fungi, Basidiomycota, Agaricomycetes, Boletales, Suillaceae. Bases 1 to 525 code for a protein of 174 amino acids. The record is from RefSeq and is a predicted model, not a curated record.
AUGUCUCAGAAUACCGAAGAAUCCAUUUCCUCACCAUUCACAAGCUCCCAGCCCACGCUUGCAGACUUACUGACUAUCGAGACCUCAGCGAGUAUUUAUUACUCGUAUGCACGAGAGACGGAGUGGUCGUCCAGGUUCCCUUCCGAUUCUGUCUGGUUUACGGUGCUCGUACCGACGAAUAAGGCUGUUAUGGCGCUGGCGCGGAAACCACACCAAGGUCCGGAGACGGUGGAGCCUCAGCCUGAGAUAUCAGAACAAGAGCUGGACGAAAGGUCUAAGAGAAAUGUCGAGCGAUGGGUUUCAGCUCACAUCAUUCCUUAUCGCAUCUCGUUGUCUGACGCGCCUGUUUCGUAUGAAACGCUCCAAGACGGGAGACUCGUUACGUUCACUCCUGUUCCCAAAUCAAAGCCUGACUCGCCUGACUGGAUGCGGGUGACUUUGGAGGAUGGAGUGCGAAUUAUAGGGAUGAGGGAGGCGCAGAACGGUGUGCUGUAUCUGAUAGAUGGAACCGUCGUUCCAAACUAG